Tigriopus californicus is the source of this 602-nucleotide messenger RNA. RefSeq lists its product as uncharacterized. The record is from RefSeq and is a predicted model, not a curated record. Bases 183 to 602 code for a protein of 139 amino acids. Gene Ontology annotation, biological process: mitochondrial respiratory chain complex IV assembly. Gene Ontology annotation, cellular component: mitochondrion. The transcript is spliced from 3 exons. Lineage: Eukaryota; Metazoa; Arthropoda; Copepoda; Harpacticoida; Harpacticidae.
UAACACAUUACCUAAAAUCCCCUGCUUGUGCUGAGGUACAAGAGACUGCCGUUGAUAGGCUGAGCGAGGUCAUCAUCAUCCUCUCCAGAAUUCAGCGAAAUCUCUCUGUAUUUCUGUUUAUUCCUUUCCCUUUGUGUCUCUCGCAUCGGCACUACCAUCUUCAUUUCUUCAUCAUCAUCAUCAUGGGCAAUUGGCAAUUGGAGGCUGGCAAGAUGUGCCUGUAUGUGUUUGCACCCAUCUCCGCAUUCUAUCUUUUUCAUCAGGUCGACUAUUUCGAGGAUUUCAUCAAAUCGUUUCAACGGAAACAGCGCAAUGAAGUGACCGUGAAAGAGGAGUCCCUUUUCAGGAAUAGCUUGAACGUCAUCCAAGAGGCCAAGACGCCUCAACAGGAUUUCCACUUGCAGCUUCGUCAGUGGGAGCAAGCCCAACAAGCCCAACAAGCUCAGCCACUCGAGGUGAUCAAUAUCGUGUCCCGCAUCGGCAAGACAUCAGCACGACCGAACACGCCGGGCAUCACCUUGAAGUUCUGCGUCUCAGACAUCGGGCUGAGAUCCCUUCAAAAUUGUCGUAAUCUCAAGCGAAUCACCAUGAACAAAUUGUGA